AUGGCACCCGUUGGAUUGCCUCCUGGUUUUAGAUUCCAUCCGACGGACGAGGAGCUUGUGAAUUACUAUCUCAAGAGGAAGAUCAAUGGCCAAGAAAUUGAGCUUGAUAUUAUCCCUGAAAUUGAUCUCUACAAAUGUGAGCCAUGGGAGUUGGCAGAGAAAUCAUUCUUCCCAAGCAGAGAUCCGGAGUGGUACUUCUUCGGACCCCGGGACCGGAAGUACCCUAAUGGAUUUAGGACUAAUAGGGCAACUCGAGCCGGAUACUGGAAGUCUACGGGAAAAGACAGGAAGGUUUCGAGCCAGAAUCGAGCCAUCGGAAUGAAGAAGACAUUGGUUUAUUACAGAGGCCGAGCUCCUCAAGGGAUUAGGACUGAUUGGGUUAUGCAUGAAUAUCGUCUUGACGACAAGGAGUGUGAGGACACCUCUGGUAUUCAGCAGCGCUUUGAUGGCAUCCUCGUUGAUCGAGAGUUCUCCGAUCAUACCAAACGAUUAUUACGAGACCAUGUCACCGGAUGUUCCGGUCGCCUCGUCGUCGUGCAUGGAGGAGGAAGACAAAGAUGA
This is a messenger RNA of Tripterygium wilfordii, 561 nucleotides long. Its product is annotated as NAC domain-containing protein 86-like. Lineage: Eukaryota; Viridiplantae; Streptophyta; Magnoliopsida; Celastrales; Celastraceae. The record is from RefSeq and is a predicted model, not a curated record. Gene Ontology annotation, molecular function: DNA binding. The transcript has 3 exons. Bases 1 to 561 code for a protein of 186 amino acids. Gene Ontology annotation, biological process: regulation of DNA-templated transcription.